GCGGCCGGCCGGGGCGGGCGGCCGGGCUCAGCAUGGAGGACGGCUUCGCGGGCUUCGGCAGCCUGUACGACACGGCCUCGCUGCUCCAGUUCUGCAACGAUGACAGCGCCUCCGCGGCCAGCAGCAUGGAGGUGACAGACCGCAUCGCCUCUCUGGAGCAGCGAGUGCAGAUGCAGGAGGAUGACAUCCAGCUGCUCAAGUCGGCCCUGGCAGACGUGGUGCGGCGGCUGAACAUCACGGAGGAGCAGCAGGCCGUACUGAGCAGGAAGGGACCGACCAAAGCAAGACCUCUGGUCCAGACCUUACCUUUAAGAACCACCAUCAACAAUGGCACCGUGUUACCAAAGAAACCCAGCGGCUCUCUCCCAUCCCCCUCCGGGGCCAAAACCACCGUGCCAGCAGCAACCAAAAGCACCAUCAAGAGGACCAGCUCUUCAGAACGCGUCUCCCCUGGCGCCCGGAGGGAGAGCUACGGGGACUCCAGAGGAAACCGCAACCGCACGGGCUCCACCAGCAGCUCCUCCAGCGGCAAGAAGAACAGUGAGAGCAAACCCAAGGAGCCCAUCUUCAGUGCAGAAGAAGGUUACGUAAAAAUGUUUCUCCGCGGACGCCCCGUCACCAUGUACAUGCCCAAAGAGCAAGUGGAUUCCUACAGCCUGGAAGCAAAAGUGGAGCUUCCGACCAGGAGACUGAAGCUGGAGUGGGUCUAUGGGUACCGGGGCCGAGACUGCCGCAACAACCUGUACCUGCUCCCGACAGGGGAGACGGUGUACUUCAUCGCGUCCGUGGUGGUCCUGUACAACGUGGAGGAGCAGCUGCAGCGACACUACACUGGCCACAACGACGACGUCAAGUGCCUAGCGGUUCAUCCCGAUAGGAUCACAAUAGCAACAGGACAAGUCGCAGGCACGUCUAAGGAUGGAAAACAAUUGCCCCCACACGUCCGCAUCUGGGAUUCUGUCACCUUGAAUACACUGCAUGUCAUCGGAACCGGUUUUUUUGACCGAGCUGUCACCUGCAUCGCGUUCUCAAAAUCUAACGGAGGAAGCCAUCUCUGCGCGGUAGAUGACUCCAAUGACCACGUGCUGUCCGUGUGGGACUGGCAGAAAGAGGAGAGACUGGCAGAUGUAAAGUGCUCGAACGAAGCUGUGUUCGCUGCGGAUUUCCACCCCACAGACACCAACAUCAUAGUCACCUGUGGAAAGUCACACCUCUACUUUUGGACACUAGAAGGAAACUCCCUCAUUAAGAAGCAAGGGUUAUUUGAGAAGCAAGAGAAGCCAAAGUUUGUCCUGUGCGUGACGUUUUCAGAAAAUGGUGACACCAUCACUGGAGAUUCAAGUGGCAACAUCUUGGUGUGGGGAAAAGGUACGAACCGAAUAAACUAUGCCAUCCAGGGAGCCCACGAGGGGGGAAUUUUUGCACUUUGUAUGUUACGGGACGGCACCCUGGUGUCAGGAGGAGGGAAGGACCGGAAGCUCAUUUCGUGGAACGGAAACUAUCAAAAACUUCAUAAAACUGAGAUUCCAGAACAGUUUGGUCCCAUCCGGACGGUGGCUGAGGGCAAAGGUGACGUGAUCUUGAUAGGCACCACCAGGAACUCUGUUCUGCAGGGCACGCUGUCAGGGGACUUUGCUCCUAUUACUCAGGGUCACACUGAUGAGCUCUGGGGACUGGCCAUCCACGCCUCAAAACCUCAGUUCCUGACCUGUGGGCAUGACAGGCACGCCACUCUCUGGGACGCAGCUGGGCACCGGCCCGUCUGGGACAAAGUGAUAGAGGAUCCAGCUCAGUCUUCUGGUUUUCAUCCUUCAGGGUCUGUGGUUGCAGUCGGAACACUGACUGGGAGGUGGUUCGUGUUUGACACCGAAACGACAGACCUGGUGACCGUGCACACGGACGGCAACGAGCAGCUCUCGGUGAUGCGCUACUCUCCAGAUGGGAAUUUCUUGGCGAUUGGCUCCCACGACAACUGCAUCUAUAUCUAUGCAGUCAGUGACAACGGCAGGAAGUACGCGCGGGUUGGCAAGUGCUCGGGUCAUUCCAGCUUCAUUACUCACCUGGACUGGUCUGUAAACUCACAAUUCCUCGUGUCAAAUUCCGGAGACUAUGAAAUCCUUUACUGGGUCCCCUCAGCGUGUAAGCAAGUCGUAAGUGUGGAAACCACAAGAGACAUUGAGUGGGCCACGUACACCUGCACUUUGGGAUUCCACGUCUUUGGAGUGUGGCCGGAAGGCUCAGAUGGAACCGAUAUCAACGCUGUCUGUCGGGCCCAAGAGAAAAAACUCCUGUCGACAGGGGACGACUUUGGCAAAGUGCACCUCUUCUCUUAUCCCUGCUCGCAGUUCCGGGCUCCCAGCCACGUCUACAGUGGGCACAGCAGUCACGUCACCAGUGUCGACUUCCUCUGUGACGACAGCCACCUCAUCUCCACGGGCGGCAAAGACACGAGCAUCAUGCAGUGGCGGGUCAUCUAGUCCUGGGCAAGAACCUGGAGCAGAACAGGCUGAGGACGGCCCGGCUGCUGGCCCCUCGCUGUCACUGUGAUUUCUGUCUUGUUCUUACAAACCUCAGGAAAACUCUGCCCCUACCGCUUACCUUAGCUUGGUGCAUCCCGAGCAGCCCAGCAGGGGGGCCCGGCAGGGUUCCCUCUGGGGUGGUGGGGGGGGAGAUCCAUGACACACAUUUCAUAGAAAAAAGACGCCAAGGUUUACAUUACAGCGACAUCAACAAGAGUCACUGGUAUGUCCUUAGUAACUUUUCUACGAACCCUUCAAAAAUGGUCACAGGAUGCCUUUCAAAUACUGCGGCAGGCUCUGCUGUUUCUCGUCCCGCUGGCCGCGGCGGGUGUCCCUGGGGUGUCCCUGACAGCGAGGAGUACCGAGCUGUGGUCGCGGGGUGCCCGGCCCAAGAGGACAGGUGGGGGGGGGGGGCGGCUGACCAGCCUCCCAGGUGGGCUUGAGUGUGAGCUCGAUGCGUUCCCCUUGCACCUCCCUCUGGGCUGGAGGGAGGAAACCGAUGUAUCCUCUUGGGUUAAGCCGAUUAGUCUCCUCAUUGUUUGAAGAAUUGCAGCAGUAUAGACAGGCCCUUCGGUGCUUCAGCUGGACAGGACCCCGCUCUGGGCGGCCAGGCCUCCCCUGCACGAGCUGCGCCCUGAGGUGGAGACGCAGCCACCUCCUCUGUACAGGAAUUGGCAUGAGACCGUGUUGUACUUGUCUAGGACGUUAGCAACUCAUAAUAAACACGUCAGGCUAGGCUUUGCUCUUUUAUGCUCUUGGACACUAUAAUUUUGUAUUUUAAGACCAAGUAGACCAAGUCAAAAGAUCUCUCUUAAGUGUACCGUGCACCUGCGGCCGGAGGUGCGGAGGCCCGGGGCGCGCCCACAGGCGGGGCGGAUUGAAGUGUUUACAUUGGGGGAUGUGUCUCAGACCUGCAAGUAGAAGCGUGAUGGAUGGACUUAAAAACAAAAAUGAAGAUUUACUUGUUCCAGGCACGUCACCGCCUCAGGCAACCUGGCCGCACGCACUGGCCGGCCCCAAGGACUGGCCCACCGAAGGGUCCCCGCGGAGGGCCGGACUCCAGCCCAUAGUGUGUAUUAAAGACGGAUCUGUUUGUAUGUAUCCUUAUCAAAUAUAUUCUAUAAUGAAAUGAAGUCUCAAAAGUGGAUUUCUUAUUGACCUAUACUCAUGAAAGUAUAUGAAUUAAAAUAUUUAAAAUUAGAUACGAUUCACACUAGAU
This is a messenger RNA of Talpa occidentalis (Iberian mole), 3738 nucleotides long. RefSeq names its product EMAP like 1 (gene EML1). Lineage: Eukaryota; Metazoa; Chordata; Mammalia; Eulipotyphla; Talpidae. Gene Ontology annotation, biological process: microtubule cytoskeleton organization. The coding region runs from base 33 to 2477 and encodes 814 amino acids. The record is from RefSeq and is a predicted model, not a curated record. The transcript is spliced from 22 exons. Gene Ontology annotation, molecular function: microtubule binding. Gene Ontology annotation, cellular component: mitotic spindle.